GCACAUUUACCCGCCAAAUCGGAGGCGACGACGACGAGAUAAUGCGGACAAUGCUAAUCGUUUUCUGCGGCCAACGAAUGCUGCGUACGGACCGCGUACCGAUUCCCGAGACGCGUCAAGAAUGUUCGCUGCGUAACGGUCCGUUAACUGUUUUCCCGCACGCGCCCGUCCUGUUGCCCGUGUGCGUGUCCGGCCAUCAUGAAGUCCUCAAAAAGUAGUAAAACAAAUGUUGAUGAUAUAAGUAGAGAGACUCAACGAUUAAUCAGUAGUAGUCAUGUUCGUUUACCAUAUCAUAAACCUAAACAAAAAUCUUUGAAGGACUUCCUUAACAAACGAAAAAUCGCUAAAGAAUAUCAAGCAUCUAUAACUGGUUCCAAAAAAUUACUAGAAAAAGCAUGGGAAUUUAUUGAAGCUAAAGAACAAAAUGUAGAAAAGUUUUAUAAUGAAGAUUGUAGUGAAGAUGAAGAUAAUGAAGAGUUACCAACAAAUAAUGAUGAUGUUGAAGCUAAAAAUAAUGUUUCUUUAAACAGCAACAAUGAAAAUGGGUCCAAUAAAGGUUUUAGUGAUGAUGAAGAAAAUGAUGAUAAUAAUUCAGUUAUAAAUAAUGAUUUAUCAGCCAACGAUGUAAUGUGUUCAUUUAAUGAUGAUGAGGAAGAAGAUUUCAGAUCAAUAUCUUCAUGUUCAAAUAAAUCUCUAACAGAACAAGAAAAAAGUAAAAAUAUUGAAUUUAUUUCAAAUCAUAACGAUAUUGAAGAUAUGAACAGUGAAGACGAAUUAACAGUCAAUGUGGCUAGACAAUUUAUUGAUGAUUUAGCAGAGUUGUCUGAAUCAGAUAAUAGUUCUGAAGAUGAUGAAAAUGUACCCGAUUUGAUUGAUGACUCUGAUGAAGAUGUAAAUGAAUUUUCUAAGAAAAGGGUUCGUAGAUUAGUAUUGUCAGAAAGUAGCGAUGAUGAUUCAAAUUUAGAAAUUAAAUUAACAACUGAUGAUUUAAUGCCUUUAUUGAAAGAUCCAGAAGAAACAAAUGUCUGUACUCAACAAUUGAUGGGUCUCUGUUCUGGACAGUUUCAAACACAAAAAUCUGAAGAACAGGAAGAUAAUGAAAACAUUGAAGAUGAUUUUGAUUCAGAAGUUCCUCAAAAUGAUGCAGACGACAUUAUAAAUGAAGAUUAUGAAGAUGAACUUCCAAAACUAAUUUCAGCUAAAGACUAUUUUGAUGAAGAAGCAGAGUUAUCAGAAUCAGAUUGGAGUUCUGAUGAUGAAGAACAUAUACUUGGUGCUAUUGAUAAAUUAGAAGAAGAAGAAGGUGACAAGGAUAAACUAGAUGAAGAUGUUGUUAAAGAUGGAUUGGACAAAAUAUAUAUGCGUCAGCUUUUGGAUGAUGAUCAGCAACAAGUUUCUGCUCUUAAAGAAAUGCUUCUUGAAGAUGGGGAAUUGCAUACCGAUUCUGGCAGAAAAAGGAAAUUCCAAUGGGAAGAUCAAGAUGAUGCUGCUUUUAAAAAACCAUUAUUUUCUGAAGAUGAAGAUGAGUAUGAAGAUGAUGCUAUGAGCGAUGAUGACAAGGCAGAGCAAUGGAGAAAAGAACGUUUCAAACGUGAAUCUUACUUAUCUCAGAAAAAUAACUCUGAUGAUGAGCAAAUUAUUGAAAAUGAAGGAUCGGAGAGUAUUUUACAAUCAUCAGUCUCGGUUGUGACUAAAACUCAUGUUGUGAAGUAUCAAAAAAAACAAAAUAAGAAAAUCUGUGACACAAUUAGUUUGGAAAAUACUGAAGAAUCAUUGCAAUUAAAUGAUAAAAACAGUAUAACUUCAAUUAUAGUCGAAAAUGACACUAUUGAGACUCCUAAAAUAAGUAGUAAUACCAUAAUUGAUUUCCAAGUUGCUAAUGUAAUUGCAUCAAAACCUAAUAAACUUGUGAAAGGAUCAUUUAUGAAACGUAACAACGAAAAAAAAAUGACCAACACAUUAUUAUACAUGAAUAAAAAAUCAAUUAUUGAUAUUGAUGAAAAUAAUAGUAGAAAAUAUAAAGAUAAUAGUGAAAUUAAGCCAAUAAAUACAAUAACCGGAACUGCAAAUAAUCCAUUUGCAUAUUUGUUGAGAACUGACAAGAAUCAAGAACACGAAAAAAAAGAUAUUUCCAACCGUGUAACUAAUGUGGAAAAAAAAGAAAAUAUCUGCAGUACAAUGUCGAGUGCCAAUGUUCAAUCCAGUCAACAGCUUCAAAUCUCAAAUCACAAGUCUGUAAAGAGUAUAUUGAAGCAAUUAGAAUAAUUUAAUGUAAUAUUAUUAAAAUAUAUUGUUUUAGAAAUGUUAAGUUAUAUAAGAGUUAAAAUCUUGAAUUAAUUGUAUUUAUUGUAUACAUAAGUUUUUUACAUUGCUAAAAGUGUUUUGUCUUUCUCAAAAUUAUUAUUAAUAU
Messenger RNA from Sipha flava (yellow sugarcane aphid), 2410 nucleotides. RefSeq names its product claspin. The transcript has 15 exons. Gene Ontology annotation, biological process: mitotic DNA replication checkpoint signaling; mitotic G2 DNA damage checkpoint signaling; activation of protein kinase activity. The coding region runs from base 199 to 2265 and encodes 688 amino acids. Lineage: Eukaryota; Metazoa; Arthropoda; Insecta; Hemiptera; Aphididae. Gene Ontology annotation, molecular function: anaphase-promoting complex binding. The record is from RefSeq and is a predicted model, not a curated record.